Molecule: messenger RNA, 1509 nt
Organism: Colletotrichum navitas
Lineage: Eukaryota; Fungi; Ascomycota; Sordariomycetes; Glomerellales; Glomerellaceae
Product: zinc-finger of mitochondrial splicing suppressor 51-domain-containing protein
Exons: 2
Coding region: 1-1509 (502 amino acids)
Biological process (GO): mitochondrial respiratory chain complex IV assembly
Source: RefSeq, a predicted model, not a curated record
AUGGAGCCAGCGUUGCGAAGAGCAGCAUCCAGCGUUUGUGGACAGUGUUCCGCAAUGCUGAGGAGGCAAUUGAAUGCCAAUGGGCUCUCCAGAGCCUCCCCUCGAAUCGCGUCAGCCCACUCGAUCCGAAGCCUCCAUUCCACUGUUACCCGGAAGUCAAAGGCAAACAAUGCACCUGCGAGACAGUUCUCUUCGACGCCAAAAGCAUCGCAGGAAGCGGCUGCUGUCAAGUUCAAUGCCAAAGAAACCCAGACAGCUCCUAAACUUCGACCGGACGAUCUAUUCCACUCCUUCACGAACUCGCCCAUCCCAGAGAUCCGCCGCCGUGCGGCUUUCAUGAGGCAACAUGCGUAUUGCCCUCACCCAGAGCACCGCGCCACUCGAGUUCCUACCGUCGCGCCUCACGGAGAGGAGACUCAGUCGUCAACGGGCCAGCUUGCGCCAGCGCACGUCGAUUUCGAAUGCCCCGAUUGCGGAGUCCCCGUCUACUGCAGCAAGGAACACUGGAUGGAUGACUACGAGGCUCACCUUGAGAUCUGUGACACUUUGAAGGAGAUCAACGAAGAUGACCACGACCUUCGAUCUGGCCGCGCGUUCCCCGAGUUCGUCAUGGCGGAUGAUCAGAUGCCUGAGGCUGUCGUUAACAUGACGAACUGGGAUACUUUCAUGUACAGCCGCGAGUUCGAGGCCGUAAAUGACGAGCGCAGCAUGCGUCAGGUUACGAAGAUGCUCACAUACCCCAUCACUAUUGGCAGCGUUCUCCACGAGCUGAGCCCCUACAGCAUUAAGAAAGGAGAGAGGUUGACGAGCGAGGGCUUGAAGAGUUUGAGUGCUUUACGGUAUACCCUUCACCCUCCCCUAUCCGGAAAGGGUACAACUAUGAAGGAUCUCCGUCCUGAGGCUCCUCCUGUACGGAUCUUCUGCCUGGGUGCUCGUGCCGAAUCGUCGCUGCCCAGAAACGUCUGGCUCCAGCUCGCGCAUCUGUUCCCCGAGAGCAGGGUUCACCUCAUCUUUAUCGGCCCGGAGAGCAUGGCGAACCGCGAUGACGAGUUCCCGUUGCCACCGCGAACUCCCGAGAACCCCUUCGGUAUGGUGGUCGAAGACCGGAUAUCGCACAAGAUGAAGAUCAGCACCAUCGUGGACUACUACCACACCAUCCACAAGACCGGGUACUUUGCGCCGUACGACCCGUACUUUGACUGUUUCUGUCUUUUCCACCCCGGUUUGGGUCAUCCUGCAAGCAGCCACGAGUGGACGGAGACGCUCCCUCUGCUCUUGGAGACGAAACUCCCCAUUAUUGCCACAGGCUAUACCCAGUUCGACAUGGAGCGGGACAUUGAAUGGGUUCGCAAGACGGCCGCCGGCGAGUUCGAUGUGCUGCUGGAGCCCGGCGAAAACCUCUUCCGCAGCUUGAGGUGGGACAUGAACGAUCUGGAUCCUCAGGAUGUCAGUUGUGGGAACUGGGGAGUAUGGGCGUUCCGUGGAAAGAGGUACGCAAUGCAAAUAUGA